GGAGAGAUGGGUUUGACCAGCAGCACGAACAGUAGGUUCUAGCUGAUGCCCAGGCUUCCUUGUAAUGAUGCCAUCACGUACAAAUCUGACUGCUGGGAUUCCCAGUAGCAAAGUCAAAUAUUCCAAGCUCUCCAGCACUGAUGAUGGAUAUAUUGACCUGCAGUUCAAGAAGAGCCCACCGAAAAUCCCCUACAAGGCAAUUGCACUGGCUGUUGUGCUCUUCAUGAUUGGGACCUUCCUCAUUGUCAUAGGCGCUCUCCUCUUGGCAGGAUACAUUAGCAAAGGUGGAAUGGACCGUGCUAUCCCCGUGCUCAUCAUUGGGAUCCUGGUGUUUCUGCCAGGCUUCUACCACCUGCGCAUUGCAUACUACGCUUCCAAAGGCUACCGGGGCUAUUCCUAUGAUGAUAUCCCGGAUUUUGAUGAUUGA
Molecule: messenger RNA, 427 nt
Organism: Cariama cristata (Red-legged seriema)
Lineage: Eukaryota; Metazoa; Chordata; Aves; Cariamiformes; Cariamidae
Gene: TMEM230
Product: transmembrane protein 230
Exons: 4
Coding region: 65-427 (120 amino acids)
Biological process (GO): synaptic vesicle transport
Cellular component (GO): endomembrane system; synaptic vesicle
Source: RefSeq, a predicted model, not a curated record